Messenger RNA from Aspergillus niger, 561 nucleotides. RefSeq lists its product as hypothetical. NCBI's taxonomy places the organism in Eukaryota, Fungi, Ascomycota, Eurotiomycetes, Eurotiales, Aspergillaceae. The transcript has a single exon. Bases 1 to 561 code for a protein of 186 amino acids. The record is from RefSeq and is a predicted model, not a curated record.
AUGGAUCCGAGAAUGCCCUGCCUAUGUAGCACCCUCUCGACAUCAGUGCUCGGCACACUAUGCUUUCUCGUGAGUUCUAUACAGUACGACUUCGCGGUUCGAUCUUCGAGCAAGCAUGGAUGGAGAAGUAUCAGAGACUUCAAUAUUACUGUGGCCCUCUCAACAUCAAAUCUGCAUAUGGCCUCAAAAAGAAGCUCAGCCCACAUAGAGCAAUCAAGCGAUAUGACGUCUGAGUGUCCUACUAUGGUAGCAAAGCAUAAGACUUACACCCUUGCCAUGGUCACGAGGGAGAUUGAGAGGAUGUAUGGACAAGCUCAAGGAUACGCAGAAGAUUUUUUCUGUCCCAAGAGGUACAAUGGCCUCGAAUCACUGGACAUGCUUGAUCUUGUGUCUCGCUUGCGUCCUUGCCAACGAAUUACUGCACAUGGUAGCACCACAUCGUUGGCAUCCUCCUGGUCACGGAUGGACACAGAGGACGAUACCACAAAAGAUUCAACAAUCCACUCGAAGGGUUAUGGUUAUUCUACACAGCUAGCUGAGCUUCAUUCAACCGAAGUGUAA